CACGCGUCACGUCACGUAGCGACGAAAUCGAAUGUCGUGAAUGGUGACGGAUACAACUGUCUACCAAAUUGUUCAUUGUAAAUAUUUUACACGCGCGCAGUGCUAAAAAGUGCCGCUACGUUUUUCUGAGAAAUAUAUAACGUUCGAUUUCGACGUGACUUCGUAGCAUUGUUGUUUAUAGGUCUGUGUUUCUUUUUCUCGAAAACUUUCUGCACACUGGUGCGGUAAGUUAGAGUGAAACAACAUGUAAACCUGUCUCUUUCUAACUUAUCGCGCCGAUCCAAAAAGUUCUUCGAAAAAGAACAGGCCUCUUGUAUGUUGCUUUUUUUGACGUUCCGAGACGUGCAGUUAACAGAACAUAAUAACGUGCAAACGUAUCUGAACGGAGAGAAUGAAAAUGUCUCAAAUCACGGUUACAUCAAGUGGGAUGGAACGCAGUAUCCACGAGAUGCUAAAAGAUGCACCCUCAUUAAAUGAGAGCGACAACGCUGUACACACUGGAACUCCUCCACCCCAUGUGCCGAACAAUUGUAACACUGAUGGCCACCCAAGACCAGCCACUAUAAAUUUGAGCCUAGGAAGUCCUACGUCGCAGAAUUAUAUCUGUGGUUUGGCAGCUGUAGCAGUGUCUCCAAGCACACCUGUUCAAAAUGGUGAUACACAGACUAUGCGCACUACUCAGAGCAAAAUUGAGAGUAUCAAGAAUUGGAGUAUCUCCACAUACAAAUGCACCAAGCAGUUGAUGUACGAGAGAUUAGGGAAAACAUCACGUACUGUAGAUUUUGAAUUGGAAACACAGAUCGAGCUGCUCAGAGACACUCAGAGAAAAUACUGCAAUGUACUAAGAUUAUCACGAGCAUUGGCAUCACACUUCCAUCACGUGGUACAAACGCAGCACGCCCUCGGAGAAGCGUUUUCGGAACUGGCGCAGAAGUCGCCCGAACUUCAAGAGGAAUUUCUGUACAAUUCAGAAACGCAGAGGAAUUUGACGAAAAACGGCGAAACACUUUUAGGGGCCUUAAAUUUCUUCGUUUCCUCCGUGAAUACGUUGUGUAACAAAACGAUCGAGGACACGCUACUUACAGUGAGACAAUAUGAAACUGCAAGGAUAGAAUAUGAUGCGUAUAGAACAGAUCUGGAGACUCUUGUGCAGGCUACGAAGUCAGACGGUAGCAAUGCGGCGAGACUAGAAGAGGCGCAAGCGAAUUACGAAGGACAUAAACAGAAUUUCGAGAAACUGCGCUCAGACGUUUCCAUCAAAUUGAAAUUUUUGGAUGAGAACAGGAUUAAAGUAAUGCACAAGCAGUUACUAUUGUUCCACAACGCCGUAUCUGCCUACUUUUCGGGAAAUCAAACCGCAUUGGAAGCGACUCUAAAACAAUUCAAUAUCAAGGUGAAAUCGCCGAAUUCAACUUUACCGUCAUGGCUGGAGCAGUAGUUCAAUUAGAACAAACACUUCGUCGCCCGCUGUGAGCGAAGGAUGUGAAUACACAAGUGCGUUCGUCCACACUGAGUUAUCCCAUUGCGAAACGCAGAAAGUCAAGGUAGAAGUCACCAAGAUUACACGACAAACUCAUCGGGACAUACUUGAGAGCUGCCGUUUUAUCCUGAUACUUUAAUUGAGAUAGAAUGAAAAAUCGUGAGAGUUUCAUGAUGUAUAAACAGACUGAAUCCAAGUCACAGAGUAUCUAUGUAUUGAUCAUUAUAGAUAUAUAACAUCUUCGAGAUGUACAUCGCGUAUCAUAAAAUUAAUAAUUCUUUUGAGAGAAUUGCGUAACGGUAGAGGGAUCUCUAAACGACUUAGUCAACGUUUUGAAAAUUAAUUUUUGAUGCUUAAAUAUUUGAAAGAGGAGAAGAGAAAGAAAGAGAGAGAAGAGGCAAUAGAAUAUUUAAUUUUUAUAUUUCUCUUAGAGAAGAGUUCCGAUGUAAAUACGUAAUGUAACGUAACACGAUAAAUGGAGCUUUCUAUUUUACAGCGUAUUUAGUGGUAUUGAUUGCUUGUUUAUAUCACACUUUACACGCGUAAUAAGAGCAUAUAACUUAAUAGUAACGGCUAUGUCCAUAAUCCUGUUAAGACAUUAAUCUUUAAUGAUUACAGUUCGCGUAUUGUUUUAUAAAGAUUAGAGCUUUAAUGCUAUUGCUGAAUUAUAUAGAGACUUAUUUUUCUCAUUUAUAACGAUGUAAUUAAUUAAAUUACAUAUUGCAAGUUAAUUUUUGCUGAAAGGAGUAAGAGAAACGAUAAAUUGCGCGAAUCUCAGUAGAGUAUUAAAAAUAAUCGUGUACUAAAUGUGUGUCAAGGAAACAUACAACUGUAAUAUCAGAAUGUCUCUAUUAUAUCAUGAUUUUCAUAAGUAUUACGUUUUGCUUGUAUUGUUAUAAAUAAGUAAAAAUUAUAAGUAUAAUAAUCGAUUACUCAAUUUGUUUAAAUUUAUCGUGUGUACGUUUCAAUAUAUACAGUUUGACGUAUAUAUAAUUUAUAUUUGAACUUUCCGAAAGCUUUAUGAAAAUUGCUUCCGGGAUAAAUGUUCUUAACAUUUUUGCGAUGUAUGUUACGAUUGAAAGCGUAUAUUAAUUAUUGUUACUGUUAGCUACAGCUUUCUAUAAUAUAUUACAUACAAAAUUAAAUUGGUUUCUUCUAAAAAUCAAUUAUGACAAAUAUUAUAUAAGAACACAAACAAAUAUCAUAAUAAUGAUAUUUCUUUCUGGAAAUUUAUAUUACCUUUUAAACUCAACUUUAUGCAAGCAAAACGCUGCGAAGAAGAGAACUAGUCACUGUUUUACUUAAGUAUCUAUUUUCAAAAUUGUAAGAAUAAAAAGAUAAUAAUAUCUUACUCGAUUAGAUGUAUAAGUUUGAUUGCUUAUGCUUGUGUAUCCUACAGUAAACAGAAAACAUAAUAUAGUUUAUGCUACAAUGCAUCAGUUUGCAGUUUACUCAGAGAUCUCAGAAUCCUUCAAAAAUAUUUUAUAGUAGAAAGUGAUGGCAUUUCUGAUAACAAUUGCUGUCACUUAUUACUUGCCAUGAUAACAAUAACUAUUUGCAACUAGCUACUGUUAAUGAACAAAUAAAUUAAUUCGUAGUGAUAUAAUAUUACAAGGGUGUUAUACCACCAAAUUGUGAAGUUGAUUCUUCCAGGUGUGUAUAUGAUAUUUAAUAAAAGCAUCUCACAUGUAUGUAUGGUGAAUGUAUACGAAGUAAAUGUACAUGAUAUCGUGAAAAAUCA
Messenger RNA from Odontomachus brunneus, 3221 nucleotides. RefSeq names its product arfaptin-2 (gene Arfip). The record is from RefSeq and is a predicted model, not a curated record. The coding region runs from base 392 to 1438 and encodes 348 amino acids. NCBI's taxonomy places the organism in Eukaryota, Metazoa, Arthropoda, Insecta, Hymenoptera, Formicidae. The transcript is spliced from 6 exons. Gene Ontology annotation, molecular function: protein domain specific binding; phospholipid binding. Gene Ontology annotation, cellular component: trans-Golgi network membrane. Gene Ontology annotation, biological process: intracellular protein transport; regulation of Arp2/3 complex-mediated actin nucleation.